UGGGAAGCACUAUGAUAGCCUCCUUGAGAGACAAAAGCUGCAAUACAUAUCUCUGAGAAACAGAAGAUGGGAGCGACUGAGGAGAGUGAAGCUAAUUGUGUGGUACAAUCGAACUCGAUAUUUAAUUGAGGAGAGAACAACAACAAUAUGGCGAACAACGGCCGCAAUAAAGCCGUGUUUAAUUGAGGAGAGAACAUCAGCAAUAUGGCGAACAACGGCCGCAAUAAAGUCGUGUCAACGACCCCUACUGCUGCUGGAGGUGGUGGCACUUCUGGCCGUCAGUACCAUGGUCACCACCGCAGAAACAAAGCACCUUGUCGGAGUCUUUGUUGUAAGCUAGUCCUGCUCUCUGCCUGUACGGUGCCUGUUGCGAUCUUCACGUCUUUUUUGUUCCACUUCUUCUCCCUAGACAACAUGCUGAGACGACACAGCGAACCAUUUUCUCAGCUGGUGCAUACCGAUACCAUGAGUUUCCUGGACUUUGCGCAGGGUGAUGGCGCACCUAGUGCUGGUGAACAAGCACCUGAUGCUUUGAUAGAGAGCCUAAAACAAUGCAGGGCUCUCGCAAAGGGGCACCGGAGAAAGGAACUACAGCUGAAAUUAUGGCGGCUUUUCUGAAGAAGCCAUCUUAAUAUUCUAAAGCAUCCGAGUCGUGGAUAUGCUUUCAAGGGAGAAAAGCACCCGAAUACCCUGUCAAGAUUUCGAUUAUUCAUUAUCUCUCUAUCACAUUUUUGCCUUUAUCAUCUAGCACAGAAUGGAGUAGCGGCUGCGUCUGCAGUAAACAACUCAAUAUUAUUCAUUCAAGAUUUCCGCCCUGUCUUCUAAGGAAAGAAGACAUCAACAAACUGCUCUUGCGAGUCGCAGAAUUUGAGGCACGGUUGAAUGAGCGUUUUCCGAGUACUCAGCCUCCACCGGGAGCUGUGGGCCCCUUGUUAUUUGACACGACCACGACCUCACCAGGUAGGCCAGUCUUCGUUCCGGCAGCUUCGGAGGUGGGAACACAUUAUGUUGAAAUUAUAUUUGCUAAAUGAUAUACUGCAUGAAUAGGUACAAUAACAUUUGCGUAAUAAUAGUAUAUACACAUUAUGUUAAAAUUAUAUUUGGGCUAAAAAAAUAAUGAUAUACUUAGAUCGAAUUAUGAUAUUUGCUAAAUGAUAUUAUCCUUUACCCACUAUCCUUCUUUUUCUUUUCCUAGUUAGUUUGGCUCCACCCAGAUUAAAUACUUAGAUUGAUGAAAAUGUAGUCGAGUGUUAUAUUAGAUUGACAACUAUGUCUAUGACUCUGGUUGAAGCUUGAACAUCAUCCGGAACGAAGACGGGCCUACAGAGCUUCUGAGACAGGACAUUAUGUAGUUGAGUGUUGUUUUAGGUUGACUCUUGAAAACAUCAUCUCGUUAUUAAAGUAAACUUACUAUGUAUAAUAUGAAUGGAUGACUUUACAACACCAAUAAUUAUGAACGAGAGCACUCAACCACAGAAGAUCUGACGCUGUCUGGUCUUGUCGAUACGUCCACUUUCAUACCUCAUCGAGCAUAGCGAGCACGCCUCCGAUUGGCAACACGACCACCAGAGUCGGAGGAGCUUCAGCAUUGGCUCACUCUGAUGCAGCCGGACGUAUGGCCACCAUUGUGUCUCAUCAUUGAGUCGUUUUCUUCUGUUCCACUUACUACUUACUACUUACGCUUACUACUUACUACUAGUACUACUAAAACCUAUUUCUUAGAAGAUUGAAUUCGCAGGGGUCUCCCUUGUUUGGUAUCUGUCCCAUCCAAAGUGAAUCCCCGUAAGUGAAUAUGAUCUACAGACGUUAAGCUACCAACCUAUUGUUGUCGAGAAAUUGCAUAAGAAUCAUCUUUCUCCUCCUUCUCAUAUUCGAACUACUCCCACCAUAUUUAUAGUGCACCAUAUAGUGCGACCAUUUGACUAUUCUCUCAAUAAAAUUUUUGGAUCUAUAUUCCUUUUCAUAAUAAUAUUCGAAGUACUCCCAACACCAUAGUUGUUCAUCUUCCUGAGUGACGAAAGUAGGGCAGCAUUAGUUCGCGAGGAGUCAAGGCUCUUCGCCUCAGCCAGGGACACAGAUCCGACAGAACAGAGGACGGUCCAUGUUCUUGGCGCAGUAGAUGUAGGAACUACGGGAUCGAAGGUAUGAAUGGAUGAUUAAUGGUGCUCGCGACGCUUCCUUGUGUUGUGUCGCCUGCGCUGGCACCCAUAGUGCCACCCCUCCAGCACACUAUUAUCAAUGGGGCGCUCCUGAUCUUCCUGUCUGUUUCAACAUGGUUUCGUUGUCAAAAAUACAAGAACCAAUUAUUAUACAGGCACGAUAAUUGCAGAGAGGAAGUGCGAGUUUGGAGUUGUACAAUUUAAUUAUCCAUACGAGAAAGAUUAAGAAGACUCCUCACGCUUUCUACUGGCUUCUAAGCAAAUUGAACCUGCAACAAGUCUCUUCAAAGGACCACGAAGGGGAAGACGAAGACGCGGAAGACGGCUUCCUGGAUGCGUCAUUUGUAUCAGCAACGUCACUACGAAGGACUGUGUCGGACCCCUCGCUGUAUCGUCGAGAAGGUUUGCUAGAUGGGACUCCGCUGACAGAUGAUAUGAGAUGUGUCUGUAGUACACACGAGUAGUUGGUGGUCACAAUCGUCCUGUUUUUUAGACCCACCUAUAAUUAGUACCGCUACUACAUCUGGCAGCUGCGGGGAGGUCGGUGCCCUGUGGAGCCGCCCUGAUUGAUUGAUCUGUAGUACACAGGAGUAGUAGCUGGAGGUGGUCACAAUGAGUCGUCCUGUUUUUUAGACUUCUCACCUAUAAUUAGUACCGCUACUACAUCAGUUGUGGUUCUACUUGUCCUACUACAUGUCGACCUUAGUACGUGAGGACCAAAGCCAGUGAGUCAGUGUGGUUUUAACAGAAGAUCAUCUUGGUAGAUAUUUUGUUGACCUUGACCCACGUGCACCCUCAUCAACAUCUAUCUUCAUUUUUUCCGGCGGUGAAGCUACGCUUUCCAGUUGCCUCCGACAGACAGACACGGAACGCGGCAACGGCAGCGGUGGUUGAGCGCGAUGAAUGCUGGACAGAGCAUGAUAAUGAUACAUCAACAUAGUUCGUGGCACGGUUUGAGAAAGAGAAUAGAUAUGCUGACCGUUUAGGGUGAAGAUUUGUUUUUAGUCGAUCACCAAUCUUUAUCAUACCAACAAUCUUUAUCUGCAGCUUUUUUGGCGCGACUUCUAUUUUCCGCGACUGCCCGUACACAUCCAACUACAGCACAUAGCAUGUUACAGCAUUACAUAAAGACACGCAAAUCUACUUCGUCACAUACAUUUUCCAGUACUCAAGGCGACUAUGGCUGCGCGCACUCCUAAUUUUCAUCUGUGGGGGAAGUACUACCUAGAGCU
Molecule: messenger RNA, 3391 nt
Organism: Amoebophrya sp. A25
Lineage: Eukaryota; Dinophyceae; Syndiniales; Amoebophryaceae
Source: the annotation of a GenBank genome assembly